Messenger RNA from Ostrinia furnacalis (Asian corn borer), 898 nucleotides. RefSeq names its product cyclophilin A (gene Cypa). Gene Ontology annotation, molecular function: peptidyl-prolyl cis-trans isomerase activity; cyclosporin A binding. The coding region runs from base 110 to 607 and encodes 165 amino acids. The record is from RefSeq and is a predicted model, not a curated record. Gene Ontology annotation, cellular component: cytoplasm. Lineage: Eukaryota; Metazoa; Arthropoda; Insecta; Lepidoptera; Crambidae. The transcript is spliced from 2 exons. Gene Ontology annotation, biological process: protein folding; protein peptidyl-prolyl isomerization.
CUUGCGCUGGCAUCCCACAAAGCCAUUUCCGCCCGACAUUGACGAGAGACGCAUCGUCAUUGUGGUAACGCGAACCGAAUAAUUUAGUGGAAUUACAAAAAUAAGCAAGAUGGCUUUGCCACGAGUCUUUAUGGAUGUUGCUGCCGACGGGUCAUCAAUGGGAAGAAUUGUCAUUGAGCUGAGAACAGAUGUGACCCCCAAGACCUGUGAAAACUUCCGGGCCUUGUGCACCGGCGAGAAGGGUUUCGGUUACAAGGGCUCCACCUUCCACCGCGUCAUUCCCAACUUCAUGCUGCAGGGCGGCGACUUCACGAACCACAACGGCACCGGCGGCAAGUCCAUCUACGGCGAGAAGUUCGCCGACGAGAACUUCGUGCUGAAGCACACCGGCCCCGGCGUACUGUCUAUGGCCAACGCCGGGCCCAACACCAACGGCUCCCAGUUCUUUGUCACCACCGUCAAGACAUCCUGGCUGGACGGCAGGCACGUCGUCUUCGGAAACGUCGUCGAGGGCAUGGACGUUGUCAAACAAGUCGAAGCCCUCGGCUCCCAGUCCGGCAAGCCUUCGAAGAAAGUUGUCAUCGCUGACUGUGGACAGCUAUCCUAAGUUAAUUCUGUAAUAUGAACGCGUAAUACAAUAUUUUAAGUUUAACACAAUGUCCUCCUAAGUAAUACCUUCCCAGUCAUAAAGAGAUACAUUUAAAGUUUAACUAUGGGUCAUUCCAAUUAUGUUAAAUAAAUUUUAUGCAAUGUUUAGGUCGCAACUAGGAAUUGCAUUUAUUUCUGUGCAUUGUUUAUUCAUAAUAAAUUAAUAUACAUUACACUUGUAUAAUUGAUAGAUAUUUGACGUUCUAGAUAUCUUUGUGGCUAGCUAUUAGGAGUCUGCUAUAAGCUGAUU